Molecule: messenger RNA, 463 nt
Organism: Hyphopichia burtonii NRRL Y-1933
Lineage: Eukaryota; Fungi; Ascomycota; Pichiomycetes; Serinales; Debaryomycetaceae
Gene: RPL28
Product: 60S ribosomal protein uL15
Exons: 2
Coding region: 1-450 (149 amino acids)
Biological process (GO): translation
Cellular component (GO): ribosome; cytosolic large ribosomal subunit
Molecular function (GO): structural constituent of ribosome
Source: RefSeq, a predicted model, not a curated record
AUGCCAACCAGAUUAACCAAAACCAGAAAACACAGAGGUAACGUCUCAGCCGGUAAGGGUAGAAUCGGUAAACACAGAAAGAAUCCUGGUGGUCGUGGUAGAGCUGGUGGUCAACAUCACCACAGAACCAACUUGGAUAAAUACCAUCCAGGUUACUUCGGUAAAGUUGGUAUGAGAUACUUCCACAAACAAGGUAACCACUUCUGGAGACCAGAAUUAAACUUGGAAAAAUUAUGGACUUUAGUUGAUGAAGAUAAAAAAGAAGAAUACUUAAAAUCUGCUUCUAAAUCUGCUGCUCCAGUUAUUGAUACUUUAGCUCACGGUUACGGUAAAGUUUUAGGUAAAGGUAGAUUACCACAAGUUCCAGUCAUUGUCAAAGCUAGAUUUGUUUCCAAAUUAGCUGAAGAAAAAAUUAGAGCUGCUGGUGGUGUCGUUGAAUUAGUUGCCUAAACUUAAAAGGGUC